AAGGUCAAUGCGCUCGUAACAACCGACACGUCACAUUUCUGACACCAGAUAACGGAUUUUACCUUGGGGGGCACGUGUUUUUAAAUCUCUCCGUGGAACUCAACCAAGACUGCCAAGAUCAAUGCACGCUAGCCAGGGAGUGUGUCUCCUAUAAUAUUGGUCCCCCCAUUGACAACAAAAUGGCCUGUGAGCUCAGUAACUCAGAUCACUUGCAGCAUCCGGAAGAUCUCAAACCAAGACGUGAAUGGAACUACAGAGGCACAAAGGUAUGACAUCUGUAUCAUAUUAUGUCUAGUUUGUUUUCAUUGUAUUUCAGUAUGUUUUUAUGUCAAAGAUAAAAAAAAUAACACUCUAGAGUUAGAGCCACCCAAUCUGGUAAGAUGUGCGGUACAAUUUCGGGUGGGAUUGUCACGGAGUUGCACUGAUCUUUAGUUCUGUGAAUCUGGAUGAUGAAAGUUGCUUAUGUAAGAGUAGCGAGUCCCCACCUUCUAUACGACACCACAAACAACAACGGAGGGAGAAGUCUUAACUUUUGCCUUGCAACCACCCGUUGGGCUCUCGUGUCAAAGUUGACCAUAUCCUGGUCAUCAGUGGUAGGUGGCCUAACUCACUAAGAAACUGUCACAGGAGAUUACAAAGUGUAGAGUUAACUGACUCCGACCACCGCAUCCUACGUGCCACUCUUAAAGUGGGUCUUAGCCUCUUCCACUAUGCUACUUAUUUACAGGUUUGCCUUUAACUUAAAGGCAAACCUGUAAAUUGCAAAAAAUAUAGUUUGAAGAGACUGGCGCUUCCUGUACUGAAAACAGAAUUUCAGCUAAGACUUUGGAAUCACUCCGCCUCCCUCCCACUGAUGAGGCACUCAAUAUCAGGUACAGUCAGUUGGAAAGUAUAACAAGUAGCAUCGUGGAAGAGGCGGUUGGAAAGUGUCUCAAAUGGCUUAGCAAACUGGGUCUCCAAAGAAACAGAUAGCCUGCGUAGCAGGCGCUUGGAAGUAGCGGGCGAAAGAGAGAACGGGCGCGCGCGAGGGAGACACGCAAGGGGUGAGGGAGCGCCUGCACGGAAGGCCCCCGAAAAUCGUUUCAACUCGCACUCUGUGAGUGCGGAUAUUUCCAAUUGGUCGAGAGGCUCCCGAGGGAAAAAUUUACCGCGCGGGGCGAGAAAACUGUCAAUCAAUAGUACAUGGACAACGUAGUGAAGAUCUUGCAUUACACCACUGGGUCCUGAAACCACUAAAUCGAAGUUCAGGUCUCGGAGGUCACUUCAAUCUGGUUUAAUGGGACUAUGUGGCAGUAAUCUCAAAGAAAAGUUGGAGUGUUCAAACGGUAUUCACGAUGGAGAGAAUUAACAUCGGAUACGCAUCAACAGAAGUGGCGAGAGACAAAAGAUUUCUCGGAUCGUUGCAAUGAAGAUCGGAGGAAAUAUUCUUUGCUCAGGAGAACUUGGCGGCUUGUGCUGUCGAUGGAACGUAUACCAUCAAAACUUGGACAUGAUUGAUGAAAUGAAACACUUACCAGGAGGUCUGUUGUUUAUGUCUCAUUACUACAGUAGAAAGCAUGUCGGUACAGUUUGUGUUCUGAGGUUUAGGUCCGCUUAGUAAGACAUGUCUGCUCCAAAAACGGCUGCCAGUUUGCGCAGUAAAAGCAAUAUGGUCAUUUUCCACGUACGCUGUGAUCGUUGGUGUCUGACCAGAACAAUAUUUUUAGUUUUUAUAAUACACAGCAUGCAUUCUUUAAAAGAUACCCAGUUUUGACUUUGUUAUUUCAGUUCCUAUUUAUUGUGCCCAUGUUAAAAAACGAUUUAAAGCUGUGUGUUAACCAUCAGUUUAUUGCUCCAUCGCUCUAUAAUCAGAUAACCCAGCUGAUCUUUAUAACAGAUAUAUUUAGACCGAAGAUAAAAUGUACAACGCUUUUUGGCGGCUUGCUUGUUUGUGCGAGGUCAGUCGUUUUCUCUCAAAUUUUUUGACAGAUCACGCAACGGCUGCCAAGUAAUUAGAGAGGGGGCGGGAAACGAUUUUCGGGGGCCUUCCGUGCAGGCGCUUCCUCUCCCCUCGCGUGUCUCCUCCUCGCGCGCCCGUUUUUUCUUGUGCCCACUACUUCCAAGCGCCUGCUACGCAGGCUAAGAAACAGAAGACCUGCGGAAAGCUCGACAUGACGCCAAGAGCAAGCACCCUCUCCUUAACAGGGCCGCACACAGGAAGAGGUUGAAGGAUCUGAGGACCAUUCUAAAUGUAUUUUACCUGGCUAAUCAGGCCAAGUAUCUAGCAGCAGACGAAAAUUAAAGGGAGAGACCAGUAAGGCGUGGAGAAUCACUCACAGCCUGUCUGAUAAAAAGAGACAGAUCAAAAAAAGGUACGGAAGUGACCCAAGCAGUCAUUAAGAUCUGCUUGAUAAAUGUAAGCAAUUUUUCAGCUUGGCGCAACCAAGCCUGUUUAAGGCAUGGGCGCAGCUGCACAGUACAGAUUCAUACUCUAAGGCCUGUUAUCGAAGGCUUCCAAGCAAAAAAGUUACCAUUAUUGGCUUUCUGAAGGCCUCUUACUGCUCCAUCAACAGAGAGUCUAUGUUUGGCAUACUUCACCGUUAUGGCAUUUCCAUCGUCAGUACAAUCAGUCUUGUAAGACAAUUAUUAAAAGUGACGAGUAUUAGUUGAUGGCCAUAUGGCACACAGGCGGCCCAAACUCAAUACAUUAACGCGGACGUGACUCUUGCUUGCGAGCGGUGUUGUGUUACAAACGGUUAUUUACAAAGGCUUGUAUGGGAUCGAUCGGUUUUUCUUAAAAGAGAUAAAAAAUGUUAUGUUUUUAAAUAAAAUCGACUUACCUUAUUGCCUUGUUGUAUUCUUUGUUGUUUGCCCGCGUCUCAGGCCGUUUUGUUAAGAAAAACCGAUCGAUCCCAUACAAGCCUUUGUAAAUAACCGUUUGUAACACAACAGCGCUCGCAAGCAAGAGUCACGUCCGCGUUCAUGUAAUGAGUUUGGGCCGCCUGUGUAUAGCCUGUGUAGCAGGCGCUUGGAAGUAGUGUGCAAAAGAAAAAACGGGCGCGCGAGGAGGAGACACGCGAGGGGAGAGGAAGCGCCUGCACGGAAGGCCCCCGAAAAUCGUUUCCCGCCCCCUCUCUAAUUACUUGGCAGCCGUUGCGUGAUCUGUCAAAAAAUUUGAGAGAAAACGACUGACCUCGCACAAACAAGCAAGCCGCCAAAAAGCGUUGUACAUUUUAUCUUCGGUCUAAAUAUAUCUGUUAUAAAGAUCAGCUGGGUUAUCUGAUUAUAGAGCGAUGGAGCAAUAAACUGAUGGUUAACACACAGCUUUAAAUCGUUUUUUAACAUGGGCACAAUAAAUAGGAAAUAACAAAGUCAAAACUGGGUAUCUUUUAAAGAAUGCAUGCUGUGUAUUAUAAAAACUAAAAAUAUUGUUCUGGUCAGACACCAACGAUCACAGCGUACGUGGAAAAUGACCAUAUUGCUUUUACUGCGCUAACUGGCAGCCGUUUUUGGAGCAGACAUGUCUUACUAAGCGGACCUAAACCUCAGAACACAAACUGUACCGACAUGUUUUCUACUGCAGUAAUGAGACAUAAACAACAGACCUCAGGUCGCCUCCGAACGGCGAAUAAUACUAUAGUGAAAUGUUUUUUUCAAAUUCAUGCCCCUGGUAAGUGUUUCAUUUCAUCAAUCAUGUCCAAGUUUUGAUGGUAUACGUUCCAUCGACAGCACAAGCCGCCAAGUUCUCCUGAGCAAAGAAUAUUUCCUCUGAUCUUCAUUGCAACGAUUCGACAAAUCUUUUGUCUCUCGCCACUUCUGUUGAUGCGUAUCCGAUGUCAAUUCUUUCCAUCGUGAAUGUGGUGAAUACCGUUUGAACACUCCAACUUUUCUUUGAGAUUACAGCCACAUAGUCCCAUUAAACCAGAUUGAAGUGACCUCCGAGACCUGAACUUCGAUUUAGUGGUUUCAGGACCCAGUGGUGUAAUGCAAGAUCUUCACUACGUUGUCCAUGUACUAUUGAUUGACAGUUUUCUCGCCCCGCGCGGUAAAUUUUUCCCUCGGGAGCCUCUCGACCAAUUGGAAAUAUCCGCACUCACAGAGUGCGAGUUGAAACGAUUUUCGGGGGCCUUCCGUGCAGGCGCUCCCUCACCCCUUGCGUGUCUCCCUCGCGCGCGCCCGUUCUCUCUUUCGCCCGCUACUUCCAAGCGCCUGCUACGCAGGCUACCUGUGUAUGGCAGAAGGCUUUGAAGUAAUUACCGGUGUCGUCCUUCAAGGAGACGCCCAUUUCUCUUCAUUAUCGUCUAAGACUAUGUAAUAUGCGCUAGGCCACGGUUAACAAUUCUAAUAGAGGCUUAUUGACCGACCCUAAAAGGUCAAUCAAGCACCCAGCAAAGUACGUAGAUGACAGACUUUGCCAGCGACAUCCGACUGUUAGAAUCUUCCCUGAUCGUAAGAGCUCAGAUGCAGCUGUCCCUAGCCGUGGAAUCAGCGACCAGUGUGGAACGUCUUAUCAACAACGGCAAAAAGAGUACAUGACCUUAAACUGUCCAGGGAACGAGUGCAGUCAGAUAGUCCUCCGACUUCCGCUGUUUAGAAUCGAUGGUAGCUAGUAACAUCAACGACUUCAAACGUCGGAUGACUCUCGCAUAGUCUGCAUUCUGGAGCCUCGAAAAGAUCUGGUACUCACACACGCCGGGCUGACAGGAGGCCGAAAUCGAUCAGUACAAAACUGCUCUUACAAUUUUUAUCCGUUUGAGCUGAAACUUUGCAUGAUUGUAGAAAUUGAAAUUCUUUAGGUAUCCAUAGUUAUAAAAUUUUGAAUUUCAGUUUUUGGUGGGAAAAUGACGUCACAAGAUUGACAGCAAAAUUUAACUUUCAACUGAUCGCGAAAGAAAUAGAUGAUUUUGAAAGACCGUUUCAGCUCAAACGGAUAAAAACUGUAAGAGCAGUUUUGUACUGAUCGGUUUCGGCCCCCUGUCAGCACGGCGUGCAAUCCAUAACUUUGGACAUAUAACUACGCCUGUUAAAAACUAAGGGUUUGCGGUGAUGCGGUUUUGCUCUAUUUUUGGUGCGGUUUUGCGGGAAUUUUUAUUUUAAGUUGCGGCAUUGCGGUUGUACAAAACCACGCGGUUUGCGGUAUUCAGAAAUUUUCGGCUAAUUUUAAUGCGGUUUGCAGUUUUCUUAUGUUAUUCUGUGCGGUGUUUAUACGUAUUUCUGUGUGGUUUUGCAGUAUUCGUACCCCCCUUACGCCCCCCGCAUCAACAUGUCUCUCCGUUCUUCUGUAUGGUUGCAAAACGUGCCUCACCAAUUUUAAAAGCUUCCAAAAUCACAUUCGAUGCCCUAAAGAGGCUGCUACUUACUGUCCUGGGGAGCCGCAGUGGAGAUCUUUGUGGAUCCAGUAUCUCGUCUAGCCACGCAUAAUCAAAUGUGAAUGAACAGGGGCCUUUUAAACGUCUUUCCAGGCCAACCUCUUUCUACGCUUGCUAUUUUACGGUGACAAAUUAAACUUACAAAAUUGUCACCGUUCUGCCAAUCAACGGAUUGUCUAUGGUCCCAUCAUAUCCUUUCUUAGCGCCCUUUGCAGGAUCUUCAUCAGGAGUUUUAUUUGUUCUCUUGGCUUAGCAAUUUUUAGACGAUAUUUACGUUGUCUCACAAGUGCCUUAAAUGAAUUCAUCCAUGAACUGGGACAACUUCCCAAGGGAACGACUUUCAUUAAAACUAUCAAUAAGUCAGGGGUACUUGUCGGAAUAUUAUAAUUUAGUCCCCAGCAGUUUGGGCUUGGGUUUGGGCAAUCUAUAGGAACAUUUAGUGAUUGUUGUCAUCAAAUCUGAUAUUCAAGGCUGUGUGUCAGCGCACGAUUCGUCUUAUGGUAGGGCAAAACAAAAUUGGUUUUCCGUCCUGAACACCUUAGGGAUCGUGGAUUUCCACUGUCGCGUAAUUUGUGGAUGCGCACGCAGGUAAAUAAAAUAGAAACAAUGUAUGAAAGGCCGAACGUAAACGUCAAAGUUGAGGGAGAUUCAACUUUUACGUUUAUGUUAGUUAUGUGCGCCCCGUAUACAAUGUCCCUAUUUUUAUUUAGGUACGUAAAAUUUAAUUACGCAGAGGUGGAAAUCCACCUUAAGUGAGACCAAUCUGCAUCCCCGUUACUUGCAUACGGGAUUUGCCCCGGGGGUCCACUGACUCUGCGGAAUUUAGUAGGCAUAUGAGUCAGCAAUUUGAACAGAAAGAGUUCAUUUCAAGUGUCAACAGAUUGGACACCCUAGGUACCAGAGGAUUUAUCUUGAAAUGGUCCGCUUCGUAGUCGGUCGCCACGAGCAGGAAAGCAGUGAGAAACCGGAAACCCUGUACAACAAGCGCGCUUUCAAUUCAACAAAAAUUCAGGUUUGAAAUUUCGGAAGUUCCACGUGCCCAAUGGAACGGUACGUUCCGGUUGCACAGACCCGACCCAAGCCACCACGCGUUUGGUUAUUAUUCUUGUAAGCAGGAUAAAAAAGGUCGGUACUGGGGACAACAAUUUUGUCAAAUGGAAAGGGUCGUUUCGGUCCGACCGACCGAGAUAACCGGACCGGUCAAAGUGGGCCACCUUCAAAGCCGGUCCUAAAUAUUCCGGUCAGACCAAACCGAAAUGGUCCGUUCCAUUUGAUGCUUUAACCGAAAUUUUCGGAAUUUUGGGCUGAAUGAAAAGCGCCCCAAGUCUCCGGCACCUUGGGUACAGAUCAGAAAAAAUAAAAAAUAAAUAUGCCAAGGCACUUGUGGAGGGUCAGAAGUGAACGACUAUUUGUUGUAGAUCUUACAAGAACGAAGAUCGGAGGGUCUUAUGUACAAUGUGUUUUCUCUCAAUCAGAAUCGUUGCGCCAGGAAACCUUGCGUUAACAACGGGACGUGCUACAUGGGAUAUACUGAGAAGAAAUACGUUUGUGUUUGUCCGGCUUGCUACCAUGGAGAAAACUGUGAAAAAUUAGGUAAACGGUGAUGUGAUAAUUGAAAUACAAUCCUUUUUAUGGUACAGCUGUUUCUUAAAACGGAGCAGUUGAGGGGGCUUAUCGUUUUACUAUUACUGUGCGACUACUACAACCCUGGCUACCUAGACAAAGUUGACCAAUCGGAUGACAGGGAAAUAACAAUACAGUGGAACCCCGCCUUACGGCCACCUUAGGGCCACCUUAUAUAGGGCCACUUUUUUUGCCUGCCUGACGAAAGCCGCCAUACAUUUUCUUGUAAAAAACAAACAAAACCCUCGUUAAUACGGCCAAUUCUUUUUGGCCCAAUGGUGGCCGUAUUAACGGGGUUCCACUGUACAUUCCAAGAAAGUUAGUUUUCAAUCAUAGUCUAGUUACUACCAAACGAAAUCAGCAACAUGGAUCGAAAUCAACUAAUUACAACCAACAGACGCGACCAUUUUGAACCUUUGAAGAAAGCCUAUGUUUCCUCAGAGGUCCGUUAGAGUUUUGAUGGAGAACGUUAUGUAAACGUUUUAUUAUCGUUAGAUGUAAUUUUGACUUGAGGUGUCAUCAAUUGUUACUACAAAGCGCGGAAAUGGUAGCGCUGAAAUUGCUCAAUGAAUUCCUGGUAGAUGACAAAAUAACCGCUUGUGUCGGACAAAUACGUCUCCUGGAUGUUAUAUGUAAAGUUUCGAAACGAAAAACAUUGUUUGGUGAAACAUUUUGCUUUGAAAAACGUUUGCUAUCAAUAUUUUAAUUUUGAGCUUCAAGUAACUUUGUUUUCUUAUGAGCUUCCGUAUACCCUCUAUUGAAAAAUGGUACCCCUUUCACAUACCUAGUUCAUAGCUAUGCAUCCUUUUUAAAAGCUGUAAAUGCACCGUCUUUACAAUAUGAAAAAAUCACUAAACCAGAACCGUUUUCUUGACUUUUUCUCAGCCAUUUGUUAAGUACUACAAAUGAGCAAAGUGGAUCCUCAUUGUCAUCAAUGUCUCACUAAAAUGCCCUCAAAACCUGUCGUCGAAAAAUGCACCGGAAAUACUUUUCUUAUUUUACCAAUGAGUUCUUAAAACAAAUUUUAUGGGUCAAGUAGAUGUUCGUUUAUUAGAUCCAAGCACAAUCCAAAACAGAGGGAGGGCUAAUUCAAAUGUUUGAAACUGAGUCUAAAGACCUCUAAAAGAUGCAUUAACAGCUCAUGAUCAGCAGAAGCCCAUUUGAUGGGCUCCUGCAAUUCAGCUUUUGUGUUACAUUUUUUUUCUUGAGUUUGCCAACUGUUAUUUUGGAUUAACAACUUAUCGCGAAGAAUUAUUACCGCAUCGAAUGAUCAUUUUAUUUUUUCAGUUUACAAGAACUGCGCUGAAGUCUACAAGUCCGGUGCCAAGAUCAGUGGAGUGAAUAAAAUUUGUCCUGGUGGUCUGGGCGAAUUUGAAGUGUUCUGUGAUCAGAAAACUGCCGGUGGAGGUUGGACGGUGUUUCAGAAGAGGCGAGAUGGCUCUGUUGAUUUCUUCCGCGCUUGGGAUGAUUACAAACGCGGUUUUGGCAAUCUGAACGGUGAGUUCUGGAUCGGUUUGGACAAGAUACAUCGGCUGACUGUAAGCGGUGGUUAUAAACUCCGUGUUGACUUGGAAGACAUUCAUGGAAAAACUGCAUUUGCCGAGUACAGCUCCUUUUCUGUGACAAACGAGACAGCGAAAUACCAACUGAAUUUGGGAAGUUAUUCAGGUAAGUUUAUGCAAGACUGAAAAAGAAUCAGUUGGCGAAAAAUGUUGCUAAUUGGCAAAUACAAUGACAAAAGAAAGAAAGAAAAUAAGUUUUUUUUUCUUGCCCAAUUGAUCGCGAUUGGAAUGUGGAAGUCAUCAGUUGAUUUUUAUAACAACAAUUGACCUUAAAGUUUGUAAUGUCAUAUUAAAUCAUAUAAAAAAAAGUUUUAAAAGGAUUGGCCCACGUCUUGAGAGUUCAGAAAUUAAGGGUAUGUCAUUGAUUAUUUAGCAAGUACAAGAUCUCUACCGGUUUCGAAGCUUUACUAAAUGUUGCCUUUAAUGUUCCUUUUAAAACCUCUCGGGGGCCUUUCCAAUUUUUUUUUUCAAUCCUAGAAUUAUUUCGUCCCGUUUGCAUUAAUUAAAGUGGACUGAGAUUGUUUAUGCAGGAGUGAAAGUUGACCGGUUGAAAAACUCUGCGAAAAGUACCCGAAAAAUAUGACACAUAUUUCUCUUUUUUCCCCUUUUUGUAGGAAACGCUAGUGAUGCCCUUGGUUAUCAUCGUGGUAUGUCAUUUUCUACCAAGGAUCGUGAUAACGAUAAAGCCAGUUACAGCUGUGCCUUGAGUUAUAAAGGCGCCUGGUGGUACAAAAAUUGCCACAGGUCCAAUCUCAACGGUCUGUACCUCAAUGGUAAGGACGAUUGUCAAGGAAUGCGCUGGCGCAAUUGGCCGAAGGGUAGCUGCUACUCUGUCAAGAAAACCGAGAUGAAGAUACGUCCAAAAGAUUUUUGAGAUAUUUCUGGCUUUUUGUGUUAAGUGAAACGUAUGCUUCUUUAGGUCUUAACAUUCUAACAAUAUAUGUUUUUGAAUGAAGUUAAAAUCAAGUAAUGUAUUGAAAAACGCCAGUUUCAAUGAUUCUAAGAAACAUUCGUUUCUAAUUAACCACACUCUAAUAGAAGCACUAC
Molecule: messenger RNA, 9580 nt
Organism: Porites lobata
Lineage: Eukaryota; Metazoa; Cnidaria; Anthozoa; Scleractinia; Poritidae
Source: the annotation of a GenBank genome assembly